CUUGCGCCUGUCACAACAAUACAUGCUGGCCAAAGCUUUCAGAAAAACUCUGGCUCUGGAUCUGCUGCCCCCAUUGAGCUGUGAGGAGUGGCUCUCUGCACACCACAACCCGGUUAACCCUCUGAAACGCGCUCCACUGGCUGACAAGCCGUGGCUUUUUCAGCAGGCCUUGCUCUUCCUGAGGGAAGGAGGCAGGCGGACUUCAGCCCAACAGGCUGAAGUGUUUCCUGCUCUGCAGAAACAACUCAUUCAAAGUCCAUACAAGCCCUCCUUGAGGCCGAUCUUCAAAAACGAUGACAGAUGCCCCGAUAAGAACCCUUAUCUGCUGAGUUGGCGCCCUGGACAUGACGGAAGCAGGAAAGUUGUGAUUGGAGCUGGUUUAUUCCUUAAAUUGGAAUCUUCUGCCACUGUCCACUCUAUUGUGAUAGAGGGUGGAGGGGUACUGGUGUUUGCUGACAACCCAGAAGACAGUAUCAUUCUGAGAACAAGGUACAUUCUCAUUAGGGAUGGUGGCGUGUUGCACAUUGGUUCAGAAAAGUGUCCCUACAAUGGUUCUGCCACUAUUUCCCUGUACGGGAUGUCUACAGAAGGCUUGACUGUUGAGAACUUCGGUGGGAAGUUCAUCGGAGUUGACAAGGGUGGAACACUGGAGAUGCAUGGGAAAAAACCUCUUUCAUGGACUUUAUUGGCAAGAACACUGCACCCAAUGGGUCUGCAACACGGCCCGUAUCAAUUUGAGAGGUACUGGGGAAGCAGGGGUAUAAAUGUCAGGGUGGUGGAUGAUGGAACGGGUCAAGUCUUGUCUUCCGAGCGCUUCGACACUCACAUGAUGGCGAACGAAAGCAGAAGACUGAAGGAGUUCCUCAGUAACCAGCCUGCGGGAGUGAUUCUGGCAAUGGCAGUAGGAGACUCUGCUGCCAAGAGCUUGUCCCUUGAGGCCAGGGAAUACAUCCUUGAAGUUUUGGGAAGUAAAUUCAUUAAGCACCUCGGGUACAGGCAGCCCUGGGCACUAGUAGGUACACUUCGAGGGGGGCCUUUCUCAACGACAGAGAACCGGAGGCCCUAUACAAUGAGUGGAACCACUGGUGCUGCUAUAGCUAGGAGAGAAUUUCAGACAUAUGAUGGGACUCGCUUCACAGUCACUGCCUAUAGUGAAUGGGUAAAAGGUUCACCUCACAUAGGGUUUAAAGUGGAAGCUCUGAAAGGUAUUGUUGUAGACUUGGUGGAUGAUGUCACAAGCUGGGUACCUGGGGACAGAAUAGUGAUUGCCAGUACAGAUUAUUCCAUGCACCAGGCAGAAGAGUUCAGUCUUCUUCCCUGUCCAGAGUGCAAAACCAACCAGGUGAAAAUUGAUGGGAAACCUCGUUAUCUUCACAUGGGAGAAAUCGUAGAUGGGAUUGAUAUGAGGGCAGAAGUUGGGCUCUUGAGCAGAAAUAUUAUUGUUAAAAGUGAAAUGGAAAGCUCCUGCUAUGGUGAAAAUCACUGUGAUAUUUUUAACUAUGAUACGUUUGGAGGACAUAUUAAGAUCCAGAAGGGCUUCAGGUCUUUUCACCUGUCAGGAGUGGAGCUCACCGCCAUGGGUCAGCAGAACCUGGGAAGCUAUCCUGUGCACUUCCACCUGGCUGGAGAUGUCGAUCAAAGAGGGGGUUACCAUCCCCCAACUUCCCUGGAGAACCUGUCGAUCCACCAUGGCUUCUCCCGAUGUGUGACUGUGCAUGCCACUCAUGGCUUGCUUGUAAAAGAUGUUGUCGCAUAUGACACCUUAGGCCACUGUUUCUUUCUUGAAGACGGCGUGGAAGAGAGAAACACGUUCUAUCAUAACCUGGGACUCCUGACAAAGCCAGGGACUAUCCUGCCUACCGACAGAGAUGAGCCCAUGUGCCUAAGGAUUCGCAAAAAUGUUUUUGGAAACUACAGGCCUGUGCCGAGCACCGACUGCAUGGCUGUCAGCACAUUUUGGAUUGCAAAUCCUAAUAAUAAUUUAAUUAACAAUGCAGCUGCGGGGGCACAGGAUGUUGGAAUCUGGUACAUUUUUCAUCGUGUUCCCACUGGACUAUCUGAAGGCUUAUACCCAGAGGGGAAGACAGAACUGACACCUUUGGGAAUAUUUUACAACAACAGAGUACACUCUAAUUUCAAAGCUGGACUCUUCAUUGGGAAAGGAGUGAAGACAUCCAAUGCCAGUGCUGCAAAUCCUAGAGAGUAUCUCACCAUUGAUAAUGCAAGGUACCGUCCUCACCAAGAUGCAGAUCCAGCAAAGCCAAGAGUCCCUGCUGUCAUUGACGGGCUGGUAGCCUUCAAAAAUAAUGACCAUGGAGCCUGGGCGCGAGGUGGGGACAUCACUUUCCAAAACUGUGGAUUUGCUGAUAAUGGCAUUGGCCUCACUCUUGCCAGUGAUGGAACUUUCCCAACUGAUGAGGGCUCCAGCCUGGAGGUGACCAAGUCUAUAUUUGUCGGCGAGAGCAGUAAUGUGGGCAGCCAUGGAGGCCAGAACAGCUACUGGGGUGAGGGAGCCAAUAGAGAAUACAGAACCCUCCCCAGGAACAAGACUUUUCCAAUUCGUGGAUUCCAGAUCUAUGAUGGCCCUGUCAGAUUGACCGAAUGCUCCUUCAAGAAGUUCACCCCAACCGCAGACAGGUAUUCCAGUGCCUUGGGAUUCUUCAUGAAGAACGCCUGGCAGGUCAGCCCUCAGAACAACGUGUCCUCUGUCAAGAUGGAAAGAAGUGUGGGCCUGAAUGUAUUCUUUGGCAAGCCAGGCCAGUGGUUUGGUGCUAAUGACCUAGACGGGGACAAAACCUCCAUCUUUCAUGACCUGGAUGGAUCAGUAACCGGAUACCCAGAUUCCUACAUUGCCAGAGUGGACAACUACCUCAUCCAUCACCCUGGCUGCCUCACUGUACCCAGGUGGAAUGGUGUUAUAUGCAGUGGACAGUAUGCACAGCUGUAUAUCCAAGCCCGGCGCCCCGAGAAUCUGACUCUCCUCAUUGCCAGGGAGACAUACUCCAGUCGUCCGCUGGCACUGCGGGGCGUGAACCGUGGUGCACCAUACCAACAGUACCAGCCUGUGGUGAUGCUGCAGCAGGCCUACGUCAUGCAGUGGAAGGGCGUGUCUCCUGAAGAGGUUAUUCUCUAUCCGAUCAACUUCGACAGGGGAAACUGGAUUCAAGUGGCCCUAUGUUAUCCUCAAGGCACAACGUUUAGGAUUGUAUCAGACAUAAACCAGCGCCAGAGUGGGAAAGUGCACAGUGUGGAGCACUACACCCCUGCCUCCUCAAUAGAAGCAGUUCUGGAGAAUCCCAGCAAGAGGCUUUUCUACUUUGACAGCCAGUCAGGCUUUCAAUUAAAAAGACAUAUAGCCACCACAGGGAAUAAAGAACAGAGCAGUUCAGUCAUGAGGGUGCACAAGCAAAGGAGGUACCUCUUCCUGCACUUGCAAGCCAGUCACCCACGCAAGGGCCACAGCUACUGCUCCAAGCUUGGCUGCGAGAGAGUCAAGAUUCUGGCACGCUCCGUUUCCACAACUCCCCAGGCCUGCCCGCCCAAUCCCUUCCCGGUGAAGAGCCGCGGGAUCCCUGCCAAGCGCCUCUGGGUUUCUCAGCGAGUGGGGACACCCUGCAGCCUGUGCGGCGCCCAGCAGGUUGCCAUCUCCAGUGAGCCUUUCAGAGAAUAUGUGAGGGUGCAGGUUCUCUCACUCAGCAGAGCCAAUAUAGUAAAUGGGCUAAAGUCUGCUUUCAUUAAGGUGAAUGAUGAAGUCUUCCUAUUUAGAAAGCAAGGAUUGCUUUUUGUGGUGGUGGAUGCAUGCACUGGAGAAAUUAAAAGCAGGCGCCACUUUGAAAUUCUGACUGUAUCUCAAGCUUCCAGUGCUAUUAACUCUUACAUCAUCUCUGCUGUCAAAGACAGGUCAAUAGUUCUGGUGUGCUCCAGAGAUAUCAAGGAUCUGCCCAGAGACUCUGGGAUUCCUGCCUUUAUCAAGCUAGGCUCUUCAAAGCCUAUCGGCCUCUUCAGGAAAGGAAGCUUUGCUUUGUUGGGCUAUAGAGGCCAAUCUAAACCAUCUUGGAUUAAAAUAGUAAAUCGAUCAAAUGGAAAAGAAGCUGCCUCCAUUCAGCACUAUGUUCCUCUCAGGCUGAAGGAGUACAAGUGCCCUGGCCAGGGCAGAGAGUACCGGAAAGAUGAAAAACUCCUGAAAGGAUUACUGCAGCAAUGCCUCACCGGGGCACCCCUGUGUGGAUAAUGGCAUUCCAUCUUUUCUUUUCGUCACUUAUAUCAUUACAACUGUAUGUAUUGAAAAAAAAAUAAAUAUAUUCUUUCUA
Lepisosteus oculatus (spotted gar) is the source of this 4310-nucleotide messenger RNA. RefSeq names its product inactive cell surface hyaluronidase CEMIP2-like. The record is from RefSeq and is a predicted model, not a curated record. Lineage: Eukaryota; Metazoa; Chordata; Actinopteri; Semionotiformes; Lepisosteidae.